Messenger RNA from Bufo gargarizans (Asiatic toad), 3716 nucleotides. RefSeq names its product phosphatidylinositol glycan anchor biosynthesis class T (gene PIGT). Gene Ontology annotation, cellular component: GPI-anchor transamidase complex. Gene Ontology annotation, biological process: attachment of GPI anchor to protein. Lineage: Eukaryota; Metazoa; Chordata; Amphibia; Anura; Bufonidae. The transcript has 12 exons. The coding region runs from base 27 to 1760 and encodes 577 amino acids. The record is from RefSeq and is a predicted model, not a curated record.
CCUCACCGCGCACGCGCUGUGUAGUCAUGGCCGCUGUGUGGCUGCUGCUGCUCCCUUUGCUGCUGUCACCCCGGGGAGGGGACGCGGCCGGGCUUCCCCAUGGAGACUCCUUCCAAGAAGAGCUGCUCCUCACCCCGCUGCGCUCCGGGGAUAUCGCCGCCACCUUCCAGUUCCGCACCCGCCUGGACUCGGACCUGCGGCAGGAGAGAGUUUCUCACUACAGGUUGUUCCCUAAAGUUCUUGGCCAAGUGAUCUGGAAGUACUCCAUCCAGGAGCUGCAUCUGUCCUUCACGCAGGGGUUCUGGCAUACAAGAUCCUGGGGGCAGCCCCUCCUGCAGGCACCUGCCGGGGCCGAGCUCUGGGUCUGGUUUCAGGAGUCUGUCAAAGAUGUGGACAAAAACUGGAAGGAGCUGACGAACAUCCUCUCGGGAAUCUUCUGCGCCUCGCUAAACUUCAUAGACUCCACUAACACCGUGACUCCGACUGCGUCCUUCAAGCCUCUGGGACUGGCCAAUGUGACAGAUCACCACCUUCUGCGAUAUGCCACCUUACCCAGGGAGAUUGUGUGCACUGAGAACCUGACUCCAUGGAAGAAGCUGCUGCCUUGUGGCUCCAAGGUUGGCCUGGCUUCUCUGUUGGAGGCAGAGCGUCUGUAUCACACCAGUUACCACUCCCAGUCUGUGCACAUCCGACCAGUUUGUAGAGAUGCAGGAUGCUCAGCGGUCUCCUGGGAGUUGAGACAAAUGUUAACUGUGGUGUUUGACAUGUAUACCAACGGACUUGGGAAAAGAGACUGGUCUCUCUUUAAGAUGUUUGCCCGAACAGUAACUGAGCCUUGUCCUCUGGCUACUCACAGCAAGAUCUAUGUGGAGUCUGGAUAUGACGAGAAAGAGAUUGACCUGUUUGAAGUCACACCAAGUUCAGCUUUGGACAUCACGGUUCCUGUCCAUGGAAAUCACAGGGUGUACACGUUGUAUAAUCUUCUAGAACCCGAAUUUUUCAACACCUCUAGAAACGUGAAUGUAGCACUAAAGUGGAAAGGAGGUUCUGAUUCAGGUCAACCCCAGGCUCCCGUCUUCCAUGCUGAUCGUUAUGUUAGUGGCUAUGGCCUUCAGACUGGAGUGAUUAAUACCAUGAUUUAUAACAAUCAUCCAUUCAGGGCCUUUCCUGUCAUGUUUCUGGAGACUGUUCCCUGGUACCUCCGUCUAUACGUCCACACGCUGACCAUAAUUACCAAGGGCAAAGAGAAUAAACCCAGUUAUAUCCACUAUGUGCCAGCCAAGGAUCGCCAGUGCCCCCAUCUCUUAGAGAUGUUAAUCCAACUGCCACCUAAUUCAGUCACUAAGAUAAGCAUCCAGUUUGAGAGGGCGCUGCUGAAGUGGACGGAGUACCCUCCGGACCCUAAUCAUGGAUUCUAUAUCAGUCCUUCAGUACUGAGUGUCCUGAUCCCCAGUGUAAGGAAUGCGAAGACCGAUGAGCUGGAAGCAAGCCCACUCUUCUCCACGAUAUUCCCAUCCUCUGAUGAUUCCGGUUACUUCAUGCGGCUGUACACUGAACCCUUACUGGUGAACCUUCCUACUCCUGACUUCAGCAUGCCCUAUAAUGUCAUCUGUCUGACUUGCACUGUGGUGGCCGUGGGCUACGGCUCUUUCUACAACCUCCUCACCAGGACUUUUCAAGUGGAGGACAAUAAGAAGGGUGGACUGGCCAAGAAGAUAGCCAACAUCAUCCGCAGAUUACGUGGUGUCGCACCUCUAUGAUGAUGGGAUGGAGCCUAUUUCUACUCAGGCCCAACCAUCACUUGCCGUGCCCAUCAGUAUCUCUGACUCGAGACCUGAAUUCUUGGCUGUCAUGUUAAGAGUUUUACAGGAUUAAAGGGGUUGAGCAGUGGCGUAAUAUUGAUGACUAGUGUUGGGCGAACCUGUUUUUUAAGUUCUAUGUCCAAAGUUCGGGUUCGGGUUAUCGAAGAAUCCUGUUCUGGAUUCCAAAUUCCGUUAUGGUCCGUGGUAGCAGAAUCCAUAUCCCGAACUUUGGACGCAGAACUUUAAAAACAAGUUCGCUCAACACUAUUGGUGACCUAUCGUUAGGACAGGUCAUCAAUAUCAGAUCGGCGGGGGCCUGACCCUGCACCCCUGCCAGUCGGCUUUUUAAAGAGGUUGCAGCUCUCAUGAAUGGCACGAGCAGUAAUUACACUGCACCGCCGCUACAAAGGAGACUGCACACAGAUAACCUUAGAAGAGAAAGCAGCGCUCACAUGAGCACCACAGCUGUUCGGUGGGUGUGCCAGAUUCUGGACUCCUGCCAAUCUGAUAUUGAUGAAGGCUUUUUUUUUUUUUUGUAUAAACCCUUUUUACGUGCUAUAAAUGACUUGCUAUGGAUUUGUAUGAAUGUUGGGUAGAGGACCACUAAACAUUGCUUUGUCCCACAUGUUAAUGGGACAUUGUACAUACAGCAAAAAGUCCUUAUACACACUGGAUGUACAGGACAAACAAAAUCGCCGUUCAGUUACUUUUAUUCAGGUCGAACGAGGAUAAAUAAAUAAUCCAUGACUUAAUAUAGAAAAUAUUAAAAAUCCAUUUUGCCUUAUGACCGAUCAGCAAGAUUGGCAAGCGUUUGACAAAAGGGACGCACCCUCGAAAUGUUGCGAGGCAGGUGCGAUAUGCUGGCCGGCUCCUGGUGAACAUGGUUGAUAACACAGACGAUUCCUGGAUGAAGACAGUUAUUCCAGAUCAUAUGGGCUCAGGUUUUUAAUAUUUUCUAUAUGCAUGAGUUUCAACUGAUAUCAUAAUGACGGUUGGGAAGAGGUAUGGGAUUUUAUGGGUAUUUAUUUAAUAGGCUGAGAUCCAUGAGCUAAUGCCACCAUUGACUGGCAGGAUGACGAGGCUUUGGAGCUGGGUAGUAGAUCACAAAGAAGUACCAAGGGCUCGGGCACAUAACUAGCCAUGCAUGAUCUGUGUGCUUCAGCUCCUGGAUCUCCACUGAUAAUCUGUUCUGAUAACAAGCUGUGAGUCAACCUUCGAAAAAUGUACAGAAAGUAAUACAGACCUAAUACAUCCAGAUUUUUAUAUUUAAAGGGAAUUUGUCAAAGUGAUAGACCCAUUUAACAUAGGACUUGUACAAGAUGGUGUGCCCACCUGCACCUUCUUAAGCCUCAUGAAAACGGCUGUGGCCUGUAUUGCGGAUUCGCAAUAUGCAGGCAUCGGCCAUUUGUGCACUGCAUCACAGAUGUGGGCCCAUUCACUUGAAUUGGUCCGCAAUCUGGAAGGUCAGUUUGGACCCGAGGCACAAAACCCCACGGAAGUACUACUUUCUCUUUGGGCCUCCGCACCGCAAAAAAAAAUAGAACAUGUUCUAUUUUUUUGUGGUGUGGACGGAUCACGUACCUAUUCAAGUUGAAUGGGUCUGGAACCGUCACGGCAUCUGCACGGAUAAUGCCCGUGCAUUGGGGACUGCAAAUUUUGGUCCCCAAUGCACGGAAUGGCCGUGUGCAUGAGGCCUUACAUGGUUACUUCAGUGCACCAUAUGGUCCCACUCAGUUGACUAGCAGGCUACACGCUUUACAUAUAAUGAAUGCACUACGUUAAAGGGGAUGGUCACCCUGAUAAAUUCCCUUUAAAGGUAUUGUCUGCUUCUUACUAUUGAUGACCUAGCCUCAGAAUAGGUCAUCAAUAUCAGAUUGGCGGGGGUCCGACUCCCAGCACCCCCACCGAUCAGCU